AUGUCCAACCAACCCCACGACUCACCGCCAAGUUAUGAUGCAUCACAGCAAUCCUGGGGGAACUACGACAUCCAGCCACACACUUCAGCCUCCGAUCCACCCCCAUAUCACAACUGGCAAGAAGCAGUCCCAGACACAGCCACAUUCCCACCACCCCCAAUCGCCGGCUACCUAAUCUCAGGUACAGGAAACGCUUCCGAAGAUGACGCCCAACGUGCCCACGAUUUCUGCAACUCCGUACCUCUCUGGCUCCCAACCGAGCCCUCAUCUGCCGUCUAUCAUGACGUGCAGAACCACGAUCUUCGACCCGUGCAACCAACCGAGCUGCGUGGCCAUGUCUCGGCUGUUGCGCCCGGCCACUGGCGCGGACACAGCGUCGACAGGAAUGGGGAUUGUGUCGUGUUGACCCAACUUCCCCUGUAUUUCCCCACUCUAGACUCGCCGUUUGUACGCGAGCAGAAGAAGACUAUCUACUUUGAGGUGAAAUUGUUGGCGCUGAGGGCCGGACCGACACCGCAGGAUUGUAGUGGGAUUUCCAUUGGGUUUGCUGCGCAGCCUUAUCCGUCGUGGAGAUCACCUGGUUGGGAAAGAGGUGGGCUGGGAGUGUUUUCAGAUGAUGGGUGUCGGUUUGUGAAUGAUUCGUUUGGGGGUCGGGAUUUUACCACGGCGUUCAAGGUGGGUGAGACGGUAGGCCUGGGAAUGGAGUUCAAGCUGCCAGAGAAUAUCUGCAGUGGGGAGAAUAAAAGUAAGAGAUGCAAGGUGCAUAUCUUCUUCACGCGGGAUGGAUGCCGAUCUGGGGGAUGGGAUCUGCAUGAGGAGGUCGAUGCGGAUUCUGGGGGUGUUGAGGGCCUGGAAGGGAACUAUGACCUUUAUGGGGCGAUUGGGCUGUUCGGUGGCGUCGAUUUCGAGUCUUGUUUUGAGCCUGCAGGCUGGUUAUGGAAGCCUUGA
Messenger RNA from Penicillium vulpinum, 948 nucleotides. Its product is annotated as SSH4 family protein. Lineage: Eukaryota; Fungi; Ascomycota; Eurotiomycetes; Eurotiales; Aspergillaceae. The transcript has a single exon. Bases 1 to 948 code for a protein of 315 amino acids. The record is from RefSeq and is a predicted model, not a curated record.